Messenger RNA from Papilio polytes (common Mormon), 2400 nucleotides. RefSeq names its product ribosome-releasing factor 2, mitochondrial (gene mRRF2). The transcript has 13 exons. Gene Ontology annotation, molecular function: translation elongation factor activity; GTP binding; GTPase activity. Gene Ontology annotation, cellular component: mitochondrion. The record is from RefSeq and is a predicted model, not a curated record. NCBI's taxonomy places the organism in Eukaryota, Metazoa, Arthropoda, Insecta, Lepidoptera, Papilionidae. Gene Ontology annotation, biological process: mitochondrial translation; ribosome disassembly. The coding region runs from base 27 to 2309 and encodes 760 amino acids.
UUUUGUUUACAUAAUAAUAUGACAAAAUGAGAUAUUGCAUUUUUAAUUGUUAUAGAAAGUUAAUUAAAAAUGUCCCCUCACGAAAGUAUACAACUAAUUCUGAUUAUCAGACGAAAAUUGAAAAGAUCAGGAAUAUCGGAAUAUUAGCACAUAUAGAUGCAGGCAAAACAACAACAACGGAACGUAUGCUGUACUAUUCCGGGACUAUACGAUCUAUGGGCGAAGUACAUCAUGGUAACACGGUCACCGACUACAUGGAGCAGGAGAGACAACGAGGAAUUACAAUCACAUCGGCUGCGGUAUCCUUCCCUUGGCAUGGUACACAAAUCAACUUGAUUGAUACUCCAGGGCAUAUUGACUUCACUAUGGAGGUGGAACAGAGUCUCGCUGUGCUUGACGGUGCUGUCAUUGUCUUGGAUGCUUCAGCUGGUGUGGAGGCCCAAACAUUGACGGUGUGGCGACAGGCGAGUGGUUACCGAGUCCCUCGUAUACUCUACCUGAAUAAAAUGGACAGGAAUGAUGCAGAUGUGAACAGCUGUAUUAGAUCUGUGCGCGAGAAGCUACAAGCUACACCCCUCAUGAUACAUGCACCUGUCACUAAGGAGGGAAAACUUAUUGGUCUCAUUGAUUUAGUUACUUGCGAAGAAAUUGUAUGGACUCAAGGACGGGGACAGAAUUACAUUCGACGUAAACUUACAGAGAAAGAAGAUGGGAAAAAUUGGGAAAAAAUAAUGAAUAGCCAUAGACAACUGAUAGAUACUCUCUCCUCAUUGGAUGAUCAGUUAGCAGAGACAAUAAUACAACAGGAUUCAUUGGACAAUAUUGAAAUACCACAGAUUAAUGAAGCUAUUAGACGGUGCACGCUAAAAAUGAUUGGAUUUCCUUUAUUAUGUGGGAGUUCUUACAAAAACAUUGGUGUUCAGACUUUGAUGGAUUCCAUAGUUUCUUAUUUACCAUCACCUUUGGAAUGCAAUAGAAUUUACAAGAGUUUUGGUUCAGAAUUAGCCGCUAGGGCCUUCAAAGUGCAGCAUGAUGACCAAAGAGGUGUGUUAACAUUCCUAAGGCUGUAUAGUGGUGAGAUUGAAAAGGGACAGAAGAUAUACAACCUGGCACGAGAGAAGAGUGAACAGACAGGAUCGCUGUACGUGGCGCUGGCGGACGAGUACCGGCCAGUGGACAAGGUGACUGCGGGGAACAUUGCUGUUGUUAGUUCUCUUAAGACAACGAUGACCGGAGACCUGGUAACAUCAACGCAGUCGUCCGCCAAGCGCGCGCGCAGUCAGCUGGCGCGCUGGCUGCAGGAGCCAGGGGCUGAGGAGCUGAUGCUGCCCAGCGCACGCCAGCGUCUGCAGACCUUCGAUACUCAACCCAGUAAUGAGGAACUCGCUGAAGUGUUGCUCGGAAUAGGUACGACAGUCCCCGAGCCAGUAUUCCUUUGCUGCAUCGAGCCGCCCAGCGCGGCGCAGCAGAGCGCGCUGGAGGUGGCGCUGGCGGAGCUGCAACGAGAGGACCCCAGCCUGAGAGUGUCCACGCACGAGGAUACUGGACAGCUGGUGCUCGCUGGUAUGGGGGAGCUUCAUUUGGAGAUAAUAAAGGAGCGCAUCAUCAGGGAGUACAAGAUAGAUGUGGAGUUGGGUGCGCUGCAGAUCGCGUACCGCGAGCAGCUGCUGGGAGGAGCCAGGUCCUCGCUGGAGGUAGACCGGAAGAUCGGCAGCGCGCGACAGGCUGUCAAGAUCACCAUGUCCGCUAACACUGUGAAAGGAAUCUCCCAGGAUAAGAUUCUCAAAUUGGACAGGAGCGGCGAGAGCGCGGCCAACCUGUCUCACAUCCACCCGCGCACGCUGGCCGCGCUGCAGCUGGCCGUGCGCGCCGCGCUGCAGCACGGGCCCAAGCUCGGCUGUCCUCUGGUGGACGUGCAGGUGACGCUGCACUGGCUGGAGCUGGGGCGCGGCACCUCCGACUCCGCGCUCGGCGCCGCCGCCGUGCAGUGCCUGCGCAAGGUUUUCGAGGAGGCGGGGUCGGCAGUGCUGGAACCGAUGAUGUCGCUGCAGGUGGUGGUGCCGGAGAGCCACUCAGCGCGCGUCACGGCAGACCUGGCGCGUCGCCGUGCUGACCUGCACCAUGUCCACACCAGGCAGGGUAACAAGGUGAUAGAAUGUGUGGCGCCACUAUCGGAGCUGCUGGGGUACUCCGGGGCGCUGCGGUCGCUGAGCUCGGGGCUGGCCAGCUUCAGCAUGGAGCUGCGCGCGCACCGCCGCAUGCAGCCGCAAGACGAGCACAAAGCGCACAAGCACGUCACUGGCUUUUAACAUGCAAGCUUCGCCUACUACAAAUAUAGAUGGCGCUUUUGUAAAAAAUUUUUUUUCAUGGAGUCAUACAUAGAUGGCGCUAUAAAGAAAU